Messenger RNA from Nymphaea colorata (pocket water lily), 1602 nucleotides. RefSeq names its product monodehydroascorbate reductase 3, cytosolic-like. Gene Ontology annotation, cellular component: cytoplasm. The record is from RefSeq and is a predicted model, not a curated record. The coding region runs from base 132 to 1436 and encodes 434 amino acids. The transcript has 10 exons. Gene Ontology annotation, molecular function: oxidoreductase activity, acting on NAD(P)H; flavin adenine dinucleotide binding. NCBI's taxonomy places the organism in Eukaryota, Viridiplantae, Streptophyta, Magnoliopsida, Nymphaeales, Nymphaeaceae.
UUUUUUCCCGUCGUCGAGGACCUGCCCCUGCGGGGCCGGUCAUCUCCUCUCGGCCCCCACGCGCUAUAUAUCGACGUCCAUCCUCUAUUGCUGGAUUCCAACAUUCCUCCAUCUUGUUCUCUCUUGGUAUCAUGGCGGAGAAGCAUUUCAAGUACGUGAUUCUUGGGGGAGGAGUGGCCGCGGGGUACGCUGCCAGGGAAUUUGUCAAACUUGGUCUCAAGGCUGGCGAACUAGCGAUCAUUUCCAAGGAGGCGGUAGCUCCUUAUGAGCGCCCAGCUCUUAGCAAAGGGUAUCUCUUCCCUGAAGGGGCUGCUAGACUUCCAGGCUUUCAUGUAUGUGUUGGGAGUGGUGGAGAAAGAUUGCUGCCUGAAUGGUACAAAGAGAAAGGUAUUGAGCUCAUUCUUAGCACUGAGAUUGUAAAAGUGGAUCUUGCUUCCAAGAUCCUCAUAAGUGCAGCCAAAACAACUUUUACAUACGAAAUUCUGCUCAUUGCAACUGGCUCGACGGUCAUCAGGUUGUCCGAUUUUGGUGUUCAAGGAGCGGAUGCUAAGUACAUAUUCUAUUUGCGGGACCUUGAUGAUGCUGAUCAUCUUGUGGAAGCAAUUAAAGUAAAAGAGGGUGGAAAAGCUGUGAUCGUUGGCGGCGGCUACAUAGGUCUCGAAUUGGGUGCAGCAAUGAGGAUUAAUGAUUAUGAUGUCACGAUGGUCUAUCCUGAGCCAUGGUGUAUGCCACGCCUUUUCACUGCAGGGCUAGCAGCUUUCUAUGAGGGCUACUAUGCAACAAAAGGAAUUAAGAUAGUUAAAGGGACAGUGGCUGCUGGGUUUGACACAGAUGCAAAUGAAGAUGUAUGUUCAGUGAGACUAAAGGAUGGAAGGGUGCUGGAUGCUGAUAUUGUUAUUGUUGGCGUUGGAGGCAGACCACUCACAGCAUUAUUUAAGGGUCAAGUCGAGGAGGAGAGAGGUGGAAUCAAGACAGAUGGUUUCUUCCGGACCAGUGUACCUGGUGUUUAUGCAAUAGGCGAUGUGGCAACUUUUCCAUUGAAGUUGUACAACGAAAUGAGAAGAGUGGAACAUGUUGAUCACGCCAGAAAAUCUGCAGAGCAGGCUGUGAAGCACAUCAAGGAAACUGAAGGGGGAGAGGCAGUUGAAGAGUAUGAUUACCUCCCAUACUUCUAUUCCCGCGCCUUUGAUCUGUCAUGGCAGUUUUAUGGGGACAAUGUUGGUGAGACUGUCCUCUUUGGUGACAAUAAUCCUGAAUCUCCAAAGCCGAAGUUUGGUACAUACUGGAUUAAAGAUGGAAAGGUUGUGGGCGCAUUCCUUGAAGGUGGUACACCAGAGGAGAACAAGGCCUUAGCGAAGAUAGCCAGGAUCCAGCCUCCGGUUGAAAGCACAGAUCUACUUAUCAAGGACGGCAUUGGCUUUGCUUGUAAAUUUUGAUUGAAAGAGUCUUCAUAUUCCAUUUGAGUGGACACUGGACAGAAGCGUAGUUGUAUUGGUGCUUGGUGUCUGUGUUGUGCUUGUUUUUGUCAAUGUAAUAUCAUAGUGCGUAUUGCCUUGUCAUUGUCCUGCUAGUAAUAAGAUUGAUGACGAUAUCUUCAAGGAA